Molecule: messenger RNA, 3147 nt
Organism: Sinocyclocheilus grahami
Lineage: Eukaryota; Metazoa; Chordata; Actinopteri; Cypriniformes; Cyprinidae
Product: collagen alpha-1(XXVIII) chain-like
Exons: 23
Molecular function (GO): serine-type endopeptidase inhibitor activity
Source: RefSeq, a predicted model, not a curated record
AUGAGGACUGUAAUUUGGAACUGGCAUUUUUGGUGGACAGUUCAGAAAGUGCCAAAGACAAUCAUGCCCAAGAGAAGCGUUUUGUUACUGAUCUCGUUGACCGGAUCCAGAACAUCCGACUCCAAACCGGACAGGGCUUGAACUUUAGAACUGCUCUCCUUCAGUACAGCAGUCAUGUGAUCACUGAACAGUCCUUCAAAGAUUGGAGGGGCGUCCCCACCUUCCAGGACCGCAUCGCCCCCAUGCCAUACAUAGGGCACGGUACCUACACCACCUACGCCAUCACCAACCUUACACGCAUCUAUCUGGAGGAGUCUGGCCCUGGCACCGUGAAGAUGGCCAUUCUGCUGUACGACGGCGAGUCGCAUCCCAAGAAUCCAGAUAUCUUCUCUGCUUUAGCUGAUGCCAAGAACCAAGGGAUUAAAUUCUUCACAGUAGGUUUCACAUCCGCUGCCAAUGUAGAACAGCUGCGGAUCCUGGCCAGUCCUCCGGCUGCCCGCUACGUACACAACCUACAGGACAAGGGCGUAGUGGACAAGAUUGUCAAAGAGAUUGGCGAGAGAGGCUUUCCCGGACCACCAGGAAUACAGGGCGAGACUGGCUUUGGGCUUCCUGGACCAAAGGGUGAUGUGGGGUUCCAAGGCAGAAUGGGUCCUCCCGGGCCUCCUGGGCUCGGCGAGCCGGGCCAACCGGGCCCACAGGGGCCGCAGGGUUUGCCAGGAGAGAAGGGCCCAACAGGAGAGGGUUUACCCGGACCAAAGGGAGAGAGGGGUCUGGAGGGGCUGAAAGGACCCAGAGGACCAGUAGGUCUUGGCAUUAAAGGAGACAAGGGUGAUAUUGGUCCUCCUGGUCUUCAAGGACCAGUGGGGUUUCCUGGAGCAGGGAUCCAAGGAGAGAAGGGUAUUGAAGGACCGCGUGGACCCCCAGGAAGCAGAGGCCCACUGGGUGAGGGCUACCCUGGACCAAAGGGUGAUCAAGGUUUACCAGGUGAGAUCGGAGCACCAGGAGAGAGAGGAGCUGGAGAACCUGGAGCUAAAGGGCGCCCGGGAUUACCUGGACUACCGGGACGUACCAUAACAGGACCAAAAGGUGAUUUCGGCCCGCCAGGUCCAUCUGGUCCAGUAGGAGAGACGGGAUAUGGACUUCCUGGGCCAAAGGGUGAUCGUGGUGACCCAGGUCCUCCUGGUCUAAGUGGACCAAAAGGGGACGGCUAUACUGGUCCCUCAGGGCCUCCUGGUCUUCCAGGUCUUCCAGGAGAACCUGGUCCAGAGGGCAUAGGAAUAUCUGGACCAAAGGGUGAUAUUGGCUUCAGAGGUUUACCGGGCCCACCUGGACCUCCAGGCGAAGGACUACAAGGACUCCCUGGUAACAUGGGAAGACCAGGACCUCCUGGACCUACUGGGCCACCUGGACAAGGCCUACAGGGUCCAAAGGGUGAUCAGGGGUCACAGGGUGUGAGCGGGCCAAGAGGACCUCCUGGAGAAGGAAUGCCCGGGUCAAAGGGGGAUCGUGGAGGUCAGGGCGAGAGAGGGAUGAAGGGGGUUAAAGGUGAUAUUGGAGAUUCUGGCGUUCCUGGACAAACAGGUAGACCAGGAAUCAAAGGAGAAUCUGGACUAACGAGGGACGACAUAAUCAGAAUGAUCAGGGAGAUUUGUGGUUGUGGAGUCAAGUGUAAAGAGCGUCCCAUGGAGCUGGUAUUUGUGAUUGACAGCUCUGAAAGCGUCGGGCCUGAAAACUUUGAGAUCAUCAAGGACUUUGUGGCCACUCUGGUCGACAGACUCACCGUGGGGCGUAAUGCCACCCGAGUCGGUCUCGUUUUGUACAGCUUAGAGGUCCAGCUUGAGUUCAACCUCGCUCGCUACAUGACCAAACAAGAUGUCAAACAAGCGAUACGCAGGGUUCACUACAUGGGCGAGGGAACAUACACCGGCUCUGCCAUCCGCAAAGCAACUCAGGAAGCAUUUUACAGUGCAAGGACGGGGGUCAGGAAGGUUACCAUUGUCAUCACAGACGGACAAACGGAUAAACGGGAGCCUGUGAAGCUGGAAAUCGCUGUCAGGGAGGCGCAUGCAGCUAACAUUGAGAUGUACGCUCUGGGGAUUGUUAACAUUAGUGAUCCGACACAGGAAGAGUUUCUCCAGGAGCUCAAUCUCAUUGCGUCGGACCCUGACAGUGAGCACAUGUUCUACAUAGACCACUUCAACACCUUGCCAGCUCUGGAGUCCAAACUGGUCAAUCAGCUCUGUGAGGAUGAAAACGGAGCACUUAUCUUCAGUCGCAUUAAUGGUUUUGAAAACGGAUAUGGUAUUAAUGGCAACCGCAUCAAUGGUAAUGGCAGGUACAAUUAUGGCACAAACAUAAAUGAAGGCCACAGAGAGAACACGAGAACACACUCUGGGAUGAACACUGUCACUCACGAGAGCGGGAGAGGAGACACGUUUGCUCCAACAGCUGGUCCAGACAUUACUGAGGAGGAUGAGCGGGUACCUGAGACACCAGACACAAACACUUCAGAGCAGAGCAGCGGUAGAGGAGAUACUCCAACAGACACUGGGGCAUCCACACACAGCAGGCCUUCAUCAGGGACAACAUCAUCAUCAUCAACAUCAACUGUGAACACCUCAACCUCAGUGCGGUAUAUACCAGCACCACGACCACCAUUGCCUAAAGAGGUUGUAUCUCUGGACCCCCGUUGUGAGCUGCUCCUGGAUCAGGGCCCUUGUCGGGACUAUAACAUCCGCUGGUAUUACGACCGGCAGGCCAACGCCUGCGCGCAGUUCUGGUACGGAGGCUGUGACGGGAACCGUAACCGCUUUGACACAGAAGAAGAUUGCAAAAAGACAUGUGUUGUCCUGAGAGCAGGAGGCUGAUAUCCAUUAUGGAUACAUUUCCCUUUGUCUGUAAUUCCUCACACUCCAAUACAACGGACCUGCACUGAAAUACACAAAGUAUAUGAAAAAUUGGUAGGACAGGGCAUUUUAUUGAGAGUAGCUAAUUGAUAAAGCACAGUACUUUCAUAUCACAACCUUCAGAACUGUGAAUAAGCAAUACUGUAAUAUUGUACACUGUCAUAGUUACACAACAUUCAUUGAACUGACAUUAAUGUAAUAAAUGAAACGUAGUCUUGAUUUUGAAAACUAAUGUUGU